This is a messenger RNA of Rodentolepis nana, 960 nucleotides long. The record is from the annotation of a GenBank genome assembly. NCBI's taxonomy places the organism in Eukaryota, Metazoa, Platyhelminthes, Cestoda, Cyclophyllidea, Hymenolepididae.
AUGUGAUGGGAAAGACUUCCCGAUAUGCCAACAGGCAGAUUUGGCUGUGGAGCAGUCAACGUUCCGGAUCUUGGAGUUUUAGUUCUUGGUGGUCAAGGAGUAAGCGGAAGGAGUCUGAAUAUCGUCGAAUUGUUUCAAAUUUCUGCUGGAAAUUUAACUUGGUGCUCAUUCACUUCAAUGUUGAUGCCAAGGAGUUGUCCUGCGGUAGAAUUCUUUCAAGGGUAUGUUUACGUUGCCGGUUCUCGUUAUGGAAGCCCACAAACAGCAGAAUUUCUUUCCAUAACUAAUGGUCGACAAGGUCAGUGGACACUGAUUUCGCAAUCACCUACCAUAGGUGGCUAUUUAAUUUCAAUGCUGGCAGUCAAUAACCAUCUCUACGUCGUCGCUCAAGGGGGAAAUGUUUAUGAGCUGGAAACACCACAUGAAGAAAACAAUAGGAAGAUAGCUGGCAAGGAAAUUGAAGACAUGCUAAACAGCAACCCUCUGGAACUUAUUUAUAGCAAUGGAGAUCCUGCUACAUAUCUGCACUACAAUGGAACCAGAACAACUCCUGAUUUACUCUUGGCUUCAAGCGACAUCAGUGAGCAUACACGCCGCAAAAUAAUUGGCGAUCCUGGUUCUGGUCACAAACCAGUCAUUGCUAGUAUUACCUUCGGCAGCAAAAGCAUGACAUGGAAAGUGCCAACUAAGCUAUCAGGGAACUUCAAAAAGGCUGACUGGCCUAUAUUCACUAACCUUUUAGACAAUGAACUUCACACAAGUCCCCUCAAAUUCAAACAACAUCCUGGCAAACUUUGCAAUGAUAUCACGAAUAUUAUGAUCAGAUGUGCAAAGAAAACUAUUCCCCGAGGCAAGACUAAACACUAUCGAGUGUUUUGGUCUGAACACCUUGAGGAACUGAACAGAAAGAGGGACGCCCUUCGCAACACUACUGAUCAGACUGGAGAACGGAAGACGUAA